Molecule: messenger RNA, 474 nt
Organism: Melozone crissalis (California towhee)
Lineage: Eukaryota; Metazoa; Chordata; Aves; Passeriformes; Passerellidae
Gene: AGRP
Product: agouti related neuropeptide
Exons: 3
Coding region: 4-474 (156 amino acids)
Biological process (GO): neuropeptide signaling pathway; adult feeding behavior; hormone-mediated signaling pathway
Cellular component (GO): extracellular region
Molecular function (GO): neuropeptide hormone activity; type 1 melanocortin receptor binding
Source: RefSeq, a predicted model, not a curated record
ACCAUGCUGAACGUGCUGCUGCUGUGCUGUGGGCUGCUGCAGGGGAUCCAGGCUGUGCUGGAUCUCAGGACUGCUGACCUGAGCUGUGGCCACGUGCAGAAGGCGAGCGGCGGGCUGGAGCGGGUGGACAGAGCCCGCCAGGCCAGCCUGCAGCGCAAGGGCAAGGAGGCGUCUGCGGAGCCGGCAGGAGCUCUCCCAAGGCUGGGGUUUGAGCAGAUGGCCCUGGGGGUCCAAGAAGCUGAUGGUGACCUUGUGCAGAGAGGCAGCCUGCUGGAACCACAGGCAUCAUCCACAGAGCUGCAAGCCGAGGGCCGUGAGGAGCGCUCCCCCCGCCGCUGUGUCCGCCUGCUGGAGUCCUGCCUGGGCCACCAGAUCCCCUGCUGCGACCCCUGUGCCACCUGCUACUGCCGCUUCUUCAACGCCUUUUGCUACUGCAGGAAAAUCAGCACCACCUUCCCCUGCGGCAAGAACUAG